GCGUUGUCAUUUGGCGUGAUUAUCUGCUCUUCAAAAAUAACAUGUCUUCUUCAAGAUCUCUUGUUUCUGAAAAGGCAGACUUCAUUUUAACACGCAAGGUUGCUGUACAAAAAGCAAGGACAUCACUUUUGUGGGGAGUUUUUAGUUUCAUAAUAGCAGUGAUAUUAUUUAUAGAUAUUAAACUAGGAUCUAUUUCUCGCUAUUUCUGUGAAGAUGUACCUGUGUUAUGGUAUAUAGAAUUUUUCUUGGGCCUGAUAUUCAUCACAAAUGCAGUGUUCAGUAUAUCUGUGUACUUGUGGCAAGUGUUAGGUCAGAACUGUGUAUAUGUUACCCCACCUUUCAAAAAGUUGCUUGGUAUUUCUGAUCAAGAUAUAGGUUUUAAGAUGCAAGUUCCCAAAUCCACUGAGCCAUUGAGUCCUAGUCCUCAGACACCAUCUCCAGUUAAUUCAUUCUUUCUACCCUCACUUCAGUCCAGCAGACUUUCAUCUCAAUCCUACUUAUCUAUGACACCAGUAGAUUAUUCAGCAGCCAGCUGGGCAAGCACAAGCAUGUUGUCUGAUGGCAGUCUAAGCAGCUCUUCUUGGAUGUUCUUUCCUGGAUCAGUUGAACAGGGAUCAAGAGAGACUUCAUGGUCCAAAAGGACAUCACCAGUGCUGUCAGACAGUGUGGAAAAGUCUGGUUUAAAAAAACGUUGGAAUAGCACAGCUAACACGAGCAAUUUGUUGGGUCAAGAACAAAUAUCUGAUGUUAGAAGUCUAGAUGAAUAUUUGAAAGACUAUGAAAGCAAAGAACAACGUGCACACAUGAUGACAGUGGACACAGCAGGGGGAGGUAGUUAUAUGUUUUAUCAACGAAGCCCAACAGAUUACACACACCUGUUAAGAAAAUAUCAGUAUCAGCCAGCGACAAAAUCUACACAGUCUUCAGGUUCCUGUAAGGAUAAUCCAGAUUCACCAGCAAGAUGGUCUGGAGAUGGGGUUUUCAGCAGGCUGAAGAUAACUGAGAGCCAGCUCAACUUAUGGGUAGAAAACCUAAGAAAGUGGCUGACCCAAACAAUCUUGAGGAAACUGGUUACAGAAAUAGAUAACAUUAAUGAAAGUCUCAGAAGAUUAGGCUCUGCAGAAUUGCAGAUUGGAGAUGUGAGCUUUUCUACCUUGCGCCAAGUGGCACUAACUAAAGGCCAGCAUGUGCCAAAAUUGGCCACACUUUUGCCAUAUUUAGACCUCACAGUCAACCAAGAUUAUUUGGUGCAAAGAAUAAAAGAGCUUGCUGAAGGAGGUUGUAUGAGUGAGUUCAAGUGGAAUAAGGGUGGAAGCUAUAAGGGAAAACCUUGGGGAGAUUACUUGCCAACAGACUGUAAUGUGGUGAUGCAUAUGUUCUGUACAUACAUGGAUUCUCGCCUUCCUGCUGACCCACACUACCCAGAUGGGAAGACAUUCACCUCCCAGUACUUCAGGAAGACCCCAGAUAAGCCAAAUGUCACUAAAAGCCAUAUAAAUAUAUACCAAUCAUGGAUCAACCCUCCACAUUACCAAGUAGUGACUGGUGAGGAUACAUGGGAUCUGCCAAAGGGUUGGAACAACAUCUUUUAUGCAAUCUUGCUUUUUCUACAUCAUAUUAAGACGAAAGAGGCUAGUAUGCUUGGAAGAGUUAAUCUUGGACUCUCAGGAAUUAAUAUUUUGUGGGUCUUGGAAAACUAAAGGAUCUAUAAAGACAAGAAAUUAGAUAUCAAAGGUAUCAUGCAAGGCUGACAAAAUGAAUGUUGAUUUUAACAGCGAGGGAUUUUUUUUUCCUGAUGAGAGAGACUCGUUUCAUGUGCAACUUGUUUCAUAUGAAUUUUGUUGAUUCUUUUUUUUUUUGUAAUGUUUUUUAAAAAAAAUGUAAAUAAAAACAUUUUAGCCAACUUA
Messenger RNA from Limulus polyphemus (Atlantic horseshoe crab), 1907 nucleotides. Its product is annotated as transmembrane protein 209-like. The coding region runs from base 42 to 1700 and encodes 552 amino acids. The record is from RefSeq and is a predicted model, not a curated record. Gene Ontology annotation, cellular component: membrane. NCBI's taxonomy places the organism in Eukaryota, Metazoa, Arthropoda, Merostomata, Xiphosura, Limulidae. The transcript is spliced from 17 exons.